This is a messenger RNA of Annulohypoxylon maeteangense, 1302 nucleotides long. Its product is annotated as glutathione S-transferase. The coding region runs from base 77 to 781 and encodes 234 amino acids. NCBI's taxonomy places the organism in Eukaryota, Fungi, Ascomycota, Sordariomycetes, Xylariales, Hypoxylaceae. The transcript is spliced from 3 exons. The record is from RefSeq and is a predicted model, not a curated record.
CUGAACAUUGACAAAAACACAAAUAUUACCUCGGAACCACCCAAGGUAAAUCAUCGCAACCUCUCCCAAUAUCAACAUGACUCUCACCGUCCACCAUCUUGGUAUAUCGCAAUCGGAUAGGGUCGUCUGGCUCUGCGAAGAGCUUGACAUUGAUUAUGAGUUGAAGAAGUAUGACCGGGCUCCGAUCAUGGCGCCGGACGAGUAUAAGGCCUUGCACCCUCUGGGGUCAGCUCCUGUCAUCGAAGAUGGCGAUGUCAAAAUUGCGGAAUCGGGUGCUUGUGUGGAGUACAUCUUGCAGACCUGGGGUAAUGGAAAGUUGGCACUUUCCCCCGGAGACAAGGACUAUUCCGAGUACCUAUACUGGUUCCACUUCGCGAACGGAACUCUACAACCUACUCUGUUCCUAAAUAUGUCAAUGUCUCGGACGGGACUGGACGAGGCAAACCCAUCCGUAAAAUACCAUAAGGCAAGGCAAAUUCAACUCAUCGAAUAUAUGGAUCGACGCUUAUCCAACGUGCCUUGGCUCGCCGGUGAGCAGUUCACCGCCGCCGACGUAAUGAACGUCUGCUGCCUCACGACCAUGCGUUGCUUUGCACCUUACGAUCUUGGUGCAUAUCCCAACAUACUGUCUUACCUCAAGCGCGUCGCCACACGAGAUGGAUAUAAGCGGGCAGUCCAGAAAGGAGAUCCGGAUCUGUCCGUCGACCAGUUGAUCGGCGCUACUCCUCCGCCUAUGCAAAAAGCCGUGGCGGCAGCCAUUCAAGCCCGCGGACGGCUAUAGGGGAAAUGAUAGACCAUGUAGAUAAUGGUACUACCAUCCUAGUCUACCUACCUAGCUGCAUAGGUUGCUACCUAUUAAUAGGUAAGUACGUAGGUAGGUAUAUAAGCAGCCAAGAAAUCGCAUCUAUUGUUGGUAUCUAGCAUGCACGAGACGGGUCCGACAUUUGGCAGAUAUGGCUGUCAGGACUACGUAAGUGUGUGUGCUUGUAUUCAAGAAAUAUGGGACACGCAAGAUAACUUACCUACCUUUUCUUCCUACCGGGCAGCCGGGUGGGUAUCUGACAGGUUCCUUCAAUAAUGAAUCUCAAAGAAUCUGGGGAACAAAAUAUGUCGUUCGGGCGGGUAAUUCGGAUUGGUAAGUGAUGGGGCUUUGCGAACUCUCGGUCCCGAGACAGUUGACCGACUACCUACUUAGGUAGGUAGGUAGAGUCUAUUACCUACUCAUGUACCUCUAAUACCAAAGCAAAGACUUUAUACAGGGAUCCCUAAUCAGCCUUUCCCAUGGACUGAUUGUGCUUUUUC